Messenger RNA from Papilio polytes (common Mormon), 1544 nucleotides. RefSeq names its product chymotrypsin-like elastase family member 2A. The coding region runs from base 165 to 1481 and encodes 438 amino acids. NCBI's taxonomy places the organism in Eukaryota, Metazoa, Arthropoda, Insecta, Lepidoptera, Papilionidae. The record is from RefSeq and is a predicted model, not a curated record. The transcript has 7 exons. Gene Ontology annotation, biological process: proteolysis. Gene Ontology annotation, molecular function: serine-type endopeptidase activity.
AAACUUUAUUUUUUUAAUGUGCAAAAGUGAAUCUGACAUUUUAAAUACUGACAGAUUCAGCGAUUUUUAAGCCACAAUGGAUUACACUUCAUCGGAAUCACCUUCAAUACUCCACGAGAUCUUGUAGACAUAACCGUGUAUAAACAACUCCGAAAUUUCAUAUAAUGAAAUUUAUUAUUAAAACUGCAUUAUUAUUUUUAACUUUAUUUAGUGUUCAAUGUGAGGAUGGGUGGGCGUUGGUCGGGAACCCGCUUUUACAUGCAUACCCUUGUAAUAAUGUUACUGAUAUAACUACGUCUUUCGAACCGGGCAGACCUCCGGGUGAAGAGAACCAAUACAAUGUAUUUGUUGGUAAAAGUGUUCCAAAAUAUACGAAAAUUAAAUUGAAAUUUGACACCGAAGCUGUUGUUACCCUUUAUGACUCAGCAAAAGCAAGAAUAUCUAUUCAAGAUGACAACGAAUUUACCAUACAUUUCUUCGAUAAUGCAGAAUCCGUCGGAUUCACAGUCAAAGGUCCAAUCACAGGGACUGUGCCGUAUUUUGAGAGCUUAAAUAUUAAUACUGUCGAAUAUUGUAAGUCGCCAAAUAAGGGUUACUUGGAUAACCUAAUUUUAGGUACAAAAGUAUCUGCAGAAAGUCAUUUGAAAGUACCAGACGGAUCUUGUGGUCGUAGGAAAGUUGUUCACACAGAACUGAUUGUUAAUGGAGCGGAUACGAAGCCAGGAGAUUGGCCGUGGCAUGCUGCGUUAUACAGAGUGAAGAGAAACCUUAUAAAAUAUAUAUGCGGUGGUACUCUUUUGUCCAAAACCUUCGUGCUUACAGCUGCGCAUUGCACGACUGUUAGAGGUCAACCGGUCGUGCCGGAGACUCUAAACGUUGUUUUGGGAAAAUAUAAUCUCGCUGGUGGGGAUUAUGAAGCUCAAGAAAAAACUGUGCAAGAAAUUAUAGUUCACGAUAGUUUUGAUGGAAAACAAUUAGACAAUGACAUAGCUUUAUUAAAGCUAAGCUCAGAAGUAUUAUUCGGUGACUAUAUACAGCCAGCUUGCUUGUGGUUCCCCACGGCGGUUGAUAAACUACCCAAUAGAGGAAAUAUCGUAGGCACAGUAAUAGGAUGGGGUUUCGAUCAAGAGGAUGCACUGUCUACCCAACUGCGUCAAGCGACGAUGCCUCAAAUAUCAGAAUCCGAUUGCAUCAAGAAGAAUCCACUUUUCUAUUCGAGACUUUUGAAUAGUAAAAAGUUCUGCGCUGGUCUUGAUAAUGGAACAUCAGCGUGUAAUGGCGACAGUGGGGGUGGCUUCCACGUGUUUAUACCCGACGUGACCGGCAAUGAUCUUGCUAACGCAACCGGUGCCUGGUAUGUCUACGGCAUCGUGUCCCUGAGCGUCUCCAGAAGAGAUAUGCCAGUGUGUGAUCCUAACCAAUACGUAGUUUUCACCAAGAUUGCGGAAUAUAGAGGAUGGAUACAGAAGUAUGUAAAAUAGUUCUUUGGACGAUCAGGGAAACUUCAUCUUUGAAGAAUAUGAUGAAUAGAUUAAUACGAAAAU